CUUAACCUUUUCACUGUCAAAAAAAUUAAAUUUUCGGUAUACUGUCAAUUUUUGUUUUUAUUCAUUUGCAUUAAUAUCUUUUGUGAUUAUGUUGUUUUAAUAAAUAAGAACUUAUUUAUGAAUAUAGAAUUUCGAGAAAAGAAGAAAUAAACCAAGAUGAAUGAGAAUGAAGCAGAAUAUGCCCAAAGCUUCUUCGGAAGUCAUCGAGACUACGAAGAGUAUUACGACCAAGAGUUCGUUGUGUCUGAUCCUCCUCCUCCUUUGCACGUUCCAAAUGCUCAAAUCUACUUAAACGAUUCUGCGCAUGUAAAUCAGAGAUACGAAGGAGAUACCAAUUUCAAUGAAAAUGCACAAUAUCAAGACUACAUGGGACAUUCGUCAGGAAAUAAUCAGUAUUACUGUGACCCACUGCCACAAUAUAACCAAAAUUAUGCUACAUCAGCCCAACAGAAUUACAAUAUACAACUUAAAAAAUAUUAUCGGAACAUGUGCCCCAACUAUCCAACAUUCCCUGUUCAGACAGCCCAAGAAACCAGCUCAUUAGAAGUGGAAACUUCCUUGAAUAAUUACCCCAGUGAGUCCCAAAAUAAUUAUCAGUGCACUUACCAUCGAAUGCAGGAUAAUACAACCAGCAUGGGAAAAAGUUAUAAGCCUGAGGAUAAUGUUGAAUAUUACAAUAAGAAUUAUUGGCCUCAAGAAACUUCUAAAAUUCCAAAGCCUAGGAAAUAUCCUGUUACAGUAAAAAUGCCUAAGUAUAUUAAUAAAAACCAUUGCUCUCCACAACUGAAUAAACGCCCUUCAGCCCUUAGUCUCCCUGUGGUAACCCAGCAGGAUCCAUCAGUUGUCAAACGAAGAAGCAGGACAAAUCAAAAUGUAAAGAAAAAUUACAAACCCUACCAGUCACCCACAGUUCCCCCUUAUGACCCUAAUACGUAUUCCGCUCACAAAAUGAACUCACAAGGUGACAUCAAAACUUAUGAACCCCAAGUGUUUGAUCAAGUUUUAGAUUCAUUCGAACACUUGACUAAUAACCCUCAAAACGAAAACGCGGAUGAGCUCAAAGUCAAGCAGUUUUCCAAAUUUUUAAAACCAAGGGUUCCCCAGUCUAUUAAAAUGAAGCAAGACAAGUUUGGUGCCUUAAAGACAAGAAGUGUACAGCCCAAACUGAAGCUCAGCCUGGACAAACUGCUGAAUAGACUGCAAAAGUGUGAGAUUAGUGAGAGCAAUGAAGUUUCCGAGAAGUCCAGCCAUGAUGAUGUACAACAGUCCAGUCAAGUGAAAAGUGAGAGUAGUAGUAAAAAUAAGGACACAAAGGUAACAAGCUUCAACUAUGAAAACAUAUCAAGAAAAUGCUCCCCCAGACCAUCCGAAGGCCCUAAAUCCGCACCAUCUGACGCAAAAAUCCCACAAAAGCAAGAGGAUCAACAAUUGGAUAUAAUUUAUGGGGCCCUGGAAAAAAAUACCAAAUGUCGUACUAUAAGACCCAUGGACGACCAUUGCGCCUUAGAUCUACAUAGAUCCAAGAGUUACAUCGUCGACUUGAUCGAUAGAGCACUUAGUAAAGAGCUUGGAACGGUUCCUAGAGGAUCUGUUCAUUAUGACAUAAGCCCGCAUAAGGCAAUAGCGACCAUAAGCAGACAUCGUCAAAAUACUAAUACAAAUCACAAAGGGUUAAGUUACGAAGUGACUGCUCGAUUGGCAGAGUCGGUUAUAUCCAGCGCGACUGCGCCAACUCCGGUGAAACCCGAACUGGCCAAUCAGAUCGCUGAAAGGAGCCUUAGUGAUAACCAAAUCGUUACCGAACAAAUGAGUGAAGAAUCUUAUAUAAAGCAAUUGAAACAGCUCAGGUGGGGCCACAUAAGGCAUAUUCAGCACGAGGUGAAAAAACUGGCCGAUUUGGAAGAGUUUUUGGAAAAAUGCGGUGAAAUUGAGUACUAAAUUCUAGUGUUGUCUCGAACUGUUUUUUUUUUAAUUCUAUACAAACUGGGCAAAUAAAAUUGUGCUUUUAUCUUAA
This is a messenger RNA of Anthonomus grandis grandis, 2014 nucleotides long. RefSeq lists its product as uncharacterized. NCBI's taxonomy places the organism in Eukaryota, Metazoa, Arthropoda, Insecta, Coleoptera, Curculionidae. Bases 157 to 1938 code for a protein of 593 amino acids. The transcript is spliced from 10 exons. The record is from RefSeq and is a predicted model, not a curated record.